AUGCAAGUCGGUAUUCUCUAUGCGAUCGUGGCGUUCAUUGCGUGGGGACUCUACCCGCCGUACUGGAAGCAGCUCCACAUGGUACCCGACCUCCAGCUCGCCUUUCACCGCAUUGUGUGGGCCUGCGCCAUCCUCGGCACGCAUGUCCUCAUCAAGGGCGAGGCCCGCGCGUUUCUCACUGGCAUCACGAGCUGGCGACUCGUGCUAACGUUUGUCUUGUCGAGCGCACUCAUCUUUGCCAACUGGUACCUCCUUGUCUUGGCCGUCAACGCGGGCUUCAUCGUCGAGGCCGCCCUCGGACUCUUCAUCAACCCAAUGUUCAGCGUCGUCUUUGGCGUGCUUGUGUUCCAUGAGCGCCUGCGCCGAUGGCAGUGGGUCGCCGUCGGCUUGGCGCUCGCCGGCGUCGUAGUCUGCGCUGUCGGCUACGGCAAGGUCCCGUACAUUGCGCUGAGCAUGGCCAUUUCGUUUGCGAUCUAUGGCGUCAUCAAGAAGAAGACGACGAUGCUGGCGCGGCACGGCAUGCUGCUCGAAACGCUGCUCGUGUGUCCGUUUGCGCUUACGUACUUGGUGUACGCGGAGUACACAGGGAUUGGCGCCUUCUUGCAUGGAUCGCCGACAACCAGUGUGCUCUUGGUGGGCGGCGGCGUCGUAACGAUCGUGCCGUUGCUCUUGUUUUCGAUGGCGGCGCAGCUGAUUCCGCUGAGUCUCCUUGGAAUUCUGCAGUACAUUGCGCCGACAAUGCAGUUUCUCUUUGGCGUCUUGGUGUACGACGAGCCACUCACGACGCUCAAGCUGACUGGAUUUGUGCUUGUGUGGGCUGCGCUCGCCGUGUACUCGGCCGAAGGUCUCUGGCAGCGCACGCCUAAGAUGCCGGUGGUAGUCGAUACGACGCUGGUCGAAGAGAACGAUGAAGACGGUACGGCCGAGUACAAGGACGCGGCGCCGCUCUCGCCGGUCUAA
This is a messenger RNA of Saprolegnia parasitica CBS 223.65, 960 nucleotides long. RefSeq lists its product as hypothetical. Bases 1 to 960 code for a protein of 319 amino acids. Lineage: Eukaryota; Oomycota; Saprolegniomycetes; Saprolegniales; Saprolegniaceae. Gene Ontology annotation, cellular component: plasma membrane. The transcript has a single exon. The record is from RefSeq and is a predicted model, not a curated record.